Messenger RNA from Arctia plantaginis, 939 nucleotides. Lineage: Eukaryota; Metazoa; Arthropoda; Insecta; Lepidoptera; Erebidae. The record is from the annotation of a GenBank genome assembly.
AUGAGCGUACACAGAACACCCGCGACCUCAGGCGCGAUCAGGAAGCUCGCCACCACCACCCCCAGUCCGACCACCACAUCCGCAGCAGCGCAGGACGCUGCGAAGACGUUCAUAAAGAGACCGAACGUAAAGCGAAGGUCGCUUACGAAUAUGGAGAUCUACAGCAAACGUAGGACAGCUUACGUAGACGUGCCAAACGACGAGCUCCUCCGGGAACUGAUGAUGUCCUUUGAGGAGAUACCCGUUAGGGUCCAGGAGUACCCUUCAAUGAGGAGGGACAUCAAGCAGUUCCUGGAGGAAAAAUCGGACAGAGGCUUGGUUUGUCUCUUCGAACUCAGCAGGAGGGUCAAGGAGAUGGAGGUGAAAAACUCGAAGGAAAGGACGCCAGUAAAAGCUCAGCCGUCGUCGGAGGGCCACGACGACAUACUGAAGAGGCUGGGGGAGAUGGAGGCGACACUGACUGAACGAAUAGACGAAAUGGAGAAGACAUUGCAGUCAGACAUGCAAGGACUGGACGUCUGUGCAGGCGAGCGAAGCUCAAGCAUGCAAGAGGAAAUCCUUGAGAGGCUAAACUAUGUGGGCCGCAGUGUAUGUGACAACAUGAAGUCUCUCGACACCAUCAACGAGGACCGAAAUACCGGCUUGCUCGGCGGGAUCGGCGACAGGCUCGAGGAGACCAAGGCGGCCAUGGACCAGAAGACCGAACAGGUCGGGGGUCAAACGCGCGUCCCUCCUCGAGGAUCUUGUCGGGGGUAUCGCCGGACAGGUCGCUGCAGCAAAGGAAGAGAUUCUGGAAGCCGCAAGAGGACUGAUAUGUACAGGCCCAGUCCAAGUCCCGGACCGGAGAUCAUACGCCAGUGUCACAGCAGCCAAACCCCCUCACCGCCCCGCACUCCACUCAAUAGCGGUAACCCUGGAAGGAGGCCUGGAGACCGCUGA